This is a messenger RNA of Racocetra persica, 166 nucleotides long. The record is from the annotation of a GenBank genome assembly. Lineage: Eukaryota; Fungi; Glomeromycota; Glomeromycetes; Diversisporales; Gigasporaceae.
AAGAUCUAAACAAAUUAGAUUUAGAAAAUACCAGACUUAUGGCUAGAAUUUGGGAAUUAGAACAGAUUCAGAUCAGUGAAGCAAAACUUAUUGCUAAAAUUAAACAUUUGCAAAACAAAAAUAUUGACAAUGCAAAAAAAAGCCAAAUUGUUGCAUGUUGUUUGAA